GUCCGCUCUCAUUGGCUCUGCUGGUAAGUGGUCUAUUCUUGCCCACCCCCGGGUGACUAGCUUGGCCAGUAGUCGACCCCACCCGGGGACCGACUCUGGGGGUUGGAGAGACUCUUGGGGCCGGGGUCGGGCACUCCAGCUUUCUUCUAGCCCCGAGCUGGGAUUCCCUGGCCUGCGCCAGCUGCGUACACGGCGAGUACACCGCACCUGCCCGGGACUUCACCCGCAGCUGCGAGACUCCUCCAUUCCCGGAGGGCUCCCCACACCUGCUGCGGCCGUGCCCCAUCUCCCCACAGCUGCGGCGCUGAGCACCCCCAUGUCGAGAGGCUGAGACCAGGACAGGUGCAGGGCGUUCCCACUCACCCCCGAAAGUCCUCCUCCUCAGGUUUUCCUCUGCGAGUCUGUGUUGGAGGUAGAGAAAUAGUAUGUGGGGUUUAUGUGCAGGUCCUCCCCAGGCUCCGCUCCAUCCCCUAAAGCUCCAUUUCCUAGCCCAGCAUCCCAUUUGGUAAAGCCCUUCGAAGUGGGCCGCAGCAGGGUUGUGCUGAAUCUUUAGCGCAACCCCUCUGAGGAAUGGUGUCGUUUCCUACUCCUCAAAAGUACCCCCGAUGGCCCCAGCCUUCCCCUCAUUUCCCGUAAUACUCCAACUUCGAAAGGCUGGGGAGUGUGAAGCUAGGCUAAACCACUGAAGUUUAACCGGGUUUGAAGAGACCCCCUCUCCCCACCCGCUUCCCCAAACUGGGCUGCUACCCCCAAAGCCUGGUCAGGAAAGACCCUACCUCCAUAGGCAAAGGGGUUGGAGGGCCUCAAUUCUGGAUUUCCACGUGCAGCAGCCCUGACCAACCCUCCAAUAGGCCGGGAUCCAGCCAUACUUCAAUGGAUCCCAGGGGUAUCUUGAAGGCAUUUCCCAAGCGGAAGAAAAUUCAUGCUGAUGCAUCAUCAAAAGUACUUGCAAAGAUUCCCAGGAGGGAAGAGGGAGAAGAAGCAGAAGAGUGGCUGAGCUCCCUUCGGGCCCAUGUUGUGCGCACUGGCAUUGGACGAGCCCGGGCAGAACUCUUUGAGAAGCAGAUUGUUCAGCAUGGCGGCCAGCUAUGCCCUGCCCAGGGCCCAGGUGUCACUCACAUUGUGGUGGAUGAAGGCAUGGACUAUGAGCGAGCCCUCCGCCUUCUCAGACUACCCCAGCUGCCCCCGGGUGCUCAGCUGGUGAAGUCAGCCUGGCUGAGCUUGUGCCUUCAGGAGAGGAGGCUGGUGGAUGUAGCUGGAUUCAGCAUCUUCAUCCCCAGUAGGUACUUGGACCAGCCACAGCCCAGCAAGGCAGAGCAGGAUGCUUCUAUUCCUCCUGGCACCCAUGAGGCCCUGCUUCAGACAGCCCUUUCUCCUCCUCCUCCUCCCACCAGGCCUGUGUCUCCUCCCCAAAAGGCAAAAGAGGCACCAAACACCCAAGCCCAGCCCAUCUCUGAUGAUGAAGCCAGUGAUGGGGAAGAAACCCAGGUUAGCGCAGCUGAUCUGGAAGCCCUCAUCAGUGGCCACUACCCCACCUCCCUUGAGGGAGAUUGUGAGCCUAGCCCAGCCCCUGCUGUCCUGGAUAAGUGGGUCUGUGCACAGCCCUCAAGCCAGAAGGCGACCAAUCACAACCUCCAUAUCACAGAGAAGCUGGAAGUUCUGGCCAAAGCCUACAGUGUUCAGGGAGACAAGUGGAGGGCCCUGGGCUAUGCCAAGGCCAUCAAUGCCCUCAAGAGCUUCCAUAAGCCUGUCACCUCGUACCAGGGCUUCCGAAGUCUGGAAGACAUCCACAGCCAGGCCUCCCUGACAACCCAGCAGGCCAUCGGCCUGAAGCAUUACAGUGACUUCCUGGAACGUAUGCCCAGGGAGGAGGCUACAGAGAUUGAGCAGACAGUCCAGAAAGCAGCCCAGGCCUUUAACUCCGGGCUGCUGUGUGUGGCAUGUGGUUCAUACCGACGGGGAAAGGCGACCUGUGGUGAUGUCGACGUGCUCAUCACUCACCCAGAUGGCCGGUCCCACCGGGGUAUCUUCAGCCGCCUCCUUGACAGUCUUCGGCAGCAAGGGUUCCUCACAGAUGACUUGGUGAGCCAAGAGGAGAAUGGUCAGCAACAGAAGUACUUGGGGGUGUGCCGGCUCCCAGGGCCAGAGUGGCGGCACCGGCGCCUGGACAUCAUCGUGGUGCCCUAUAGCGAGUUUGCCUGUGCCCUGCUCUACUUCACUGGCUCUGCACACUUCAACCGCUCCAUGCGAGCCCUGGCCAAGACCAAGGGCAUGAGUCUGUCAGAACAUGCCCUCAGCACCGCUGUGGUCCGGAACACCCAUGGCUGCAAGGUGGGGUCUGGCCGAGUGCUGCCCACUCCCACUGAGAAGGAUGUCUUCAGGCUCUUAGGCCUCCCCUACCGAGAACCUGCUGAGCGGGACUGGUGACCCAUGGCUGGGGGUGCUGAGGAGAGCCGAGUUGGACUGGCUACCCCUCCUGGCCACCCAGUACUCCCUCCAGCCUCAGCUGGCUGAACCUUGCCGCUCCAACCACCAGCUUCCUCAGCAAGCAGGGCCCAGGGCUCUGGGCCUGAAGCAAGAGCCAGCCUGGCUCCCAGUGUCUGCCCGGCUCCCAGUGUCUGCCCAGCCCUCUCCCAGACAGGAGCAGGCUACCACCCCUUCUACCUCACCACUGCCCCUCGAAGAAUUUUGCAAAUGGCCCCUUGUCCCAUUUUAAGCAGGAGCAGGUGGCUGGUUUGAAGCCCCAGGUAUCCCCUUUCCCUGCUAUGGGAAAGGCCAAGCUGCUGGGUGGGGACAGAAGCUGCAGGGGAGAGGGAAGCAGCCGUGCUGUCAACAUCAUCCGGCACCCUCUGGGGUAGGAGAACAGCCAUUCCACACGUGUUCCCUCUAUCCAUCCUGCUUCCUGGGCAGCUGGUGGUGCUGGGAAUGGGGUGCCCCAGCCUUGGUGAGGACGGUGUUGGGAGGCCCAGGGGCCCAGUAAAGUGCAUUUGACAUUGAA
This is a messenger RNA of Gorilla gorilla gorilla (western lowland gorilla), 2998 nucleotides long. RefSeq names its product DNA polymerase lambda (gene POLL). Gene Ontology annotation, molecular function: DNA-directed DNA polymerase activity; DNA binding. Gene Ontology annotation, biological process: double-strand break repair via nonhomologous end joining. The transcript is spliced from 7 exons. Lineage: Eukaryota; Metazoa; Chordata; Mammalia; Primates; Hominidae. Gene Ontology annotation, cellular component: nucleus. The record is from RefSeq and is a predicted model, not a curated record. Bases 874 to 2427 code for a protein of 517 amino acids.